GGCUGGGCGUCUGGAGGCGGCCGCCCAUUCCCCAAGGAGGGGGGCUCGCAGCUGUCGCCCCCUCCCUCGCUGAGGGGGGGGGGGAGAAGCGAGCGCUGGAGACCUGAGAUGGUGGCGGCAGCGGCGGCCGCAGCAGUAGCAGUAGCAGCAGCAGCAGCUGUUCUUCGCUCCAGCCGCAUUGAGGCCCCUGCGCCAGGCGCUGCGUGCCAGCCCGUCCGCCCCGGAGGACGCCACCCAGCUUGGCAGCGCCCGGACGGAGCGAGCAGAGAGUCCCCAGGCCCCGGGACGGCGCCCCGCUUCCUCCUCCUCCUCCCGCGCCCCCGAUCCCUGGAAAUCUAGAGCGCCUCGCCUUCUAUAGCCGCCGCAGCGCCGGGGAGGAGUUCCGGCUUCGACCCUUUUUGCCGCCUUCUCCGAGGGCCCAUUGAAAAAAAAACCUGGUUGGCUUCCCUGGAAAAGGGACGCUUCCUCUUCGCUCCCACCCCUCCCGCAAGGCAGAAUCCCGGAGCCCCGGAGGGGCUUUCGUCUUCGCGCAAAGAGGUCCUUUGGGGGGGGGGCUUUCUUCUUCCACCUUUCUGCCUGCACCUCCUGCGCGCUCACACGAUCAGAAGCAGGAUCCCUCCGCCAUGAGUCGCCGGGUGGUGCGCCAGAGCAAGUUCCGGCACGUCUUUGGGCAGCCGGUCAAGGCCGACCAGAUGUACGAGGACAUUCGGGUCUCCAAGGUGACGUGGGACAGCUCCUUCUGCGCCGUCAACCCCAAGUUCGUGGCCAUCAUUGUGGAGUCUGGCGGCGGGGGGGCCUUCAUGGUUUUACCCCUGGCCAAGACCGGCCGUGUGGACAAGAACAUCCCCCUGGUGACGGGGCAUACGGCCCCCGUGCUGGACAUUGACUGGUGCCCCCACAACGACAACAUCAUUGCCAGUGCCUCCGAAGACACAACCGUCAUGGUGUGGCAGAUCCCCGACUACAUCCCCAUGCGCAACCUGACGGAGCCAGUCGUCACCCUCGAAGGGCAUUCCAAGCGGGUGGGGAUCCUGACCUGGCACCCCACAGCACGCAACAUCCUCCUGAGCGCAGGGGGCGACAACGUCAUCAUCCUCUGGAACGUGGGCACUGGGGAGGCGCUCCUGACCCUGGACGACCUGCACACCGACCUCAUCUACAAUGUCUGCUGGAACCACAACGGGAGCCUCUUUGUCACCACCUGCAAGGACAAGCACCUGCGGAUCAUUGACCCCCGGCAACACCUGGUUGUGGCAGAGAAAUUCAAGCCCCACGAAGGCGCCCGUCCUGUCCGAGCCACCUUCAUGGCCGAUGGCAAGGUCUUCACCACCGGGUUUAGCAAGAUGAGCGAGCGGCAGCUAGCGCUUUGGGACUUGAAGAACUUCGAGGAGCCCAUAGCCCUCCAGGAGAUGGACACAAGCAACGGGGUUCUCCUUCCCUUCUAUGACCCUGAUUCCAGCAUAGUCUACCUGUGUGGCAAGGGGGACAGCAGCAUCCGGUACUUUGAGAUUACGGACGAAGCCCCCUACGUCCAUUACCUGAGCACCUACAGCAGCAAAGAACCCCAGCGAGGGAUGGGCUUCAUGCCCAAGAGAGGCCUGGAUGUCAGCAAAUGCGAGAUUGCCAGGUUUUUCAAGCUGCACGAACGCAAAUGCGAGCCCAUUGUAAUGACCGUUCCACGAAAGUCCGACCUCUUCCAAGACGAUUUAUAUCCGGACACGCCGGGUCCUGAACCCGCACUGGAGGCAGACGAGUGGCUGUCGGGAAAGGACGCGGAGCCCAUCCUGGUUUCGUUGCGGGACGGCUACGUCCCUGUCAAGAACCGGGAGCUCAAGGUCACCAAAAAGAACAUCCUGGACAGCAGACCCCCCACAGGGCCACGGCGAAGCCAGUCCACUUGCGACACAAACCUUUCGCGCUCCGCCUUGGAGGAGCUUCUUGAAGAGAUCCGGUCCUUGCGGCAAACUGUCCAAGCUCACGAGAAGCGCAUCUCUGACCUGGAAAACAAACUCUGCCAGUUCACCAACGGGACAGACUAGCAACUCCGCCCACCCUCCCCGAAAAACCCACCCAACAGCCUUGGCCAUGCCUGGGGACACCCUCCACCGGAGACCCGGAUUCUGCCUCUUUCCCCCUUCCCGGAGACUCUGCUGCUUAUUCUCCCAUGCUCAGCGGACGUUUGCAGUGGGGAGCUGGGACACCCCCUCCCCACCUACUGGAAAUGACCCACCACCACCCUGACCUCCACCCCUAGCUUGGACUUUGAUCUUAGCUGCUUUGGAACGACAGGCAAGACCUUUUCGGGGAGGGGGCAGAGAGAGUGAAGAUGAGAGGGAUCAUAUCCUGGCUCCCCACCCUGUCCCAAACUGGGCCCGACACCCACCCUCUACCUCAUCCUGCCUUCUCCUUGCCACGGAACAGGACAACUGUGUUAUUUUUUUGGGGGGGGUGUUCCACGUGUGUUUUGGGGUGCAGUGACUGGGGUGGGGGGGUUGAGAUUUGAGGUUGAAUGGAGA
Molecule: messenger RNA, 2516 nt
Organism: Zootoca vivipara (common lizard)
Lineage: Eukaryota; Metazoa; Chordata; Lepidosauria; Squamata; Lacertidae
Gene: CORO6
Product: coronin 6
Biological process (GO): actin filament organization; cell migration
Molecular function (GO): actin filament binding
Source: RefSeq, a predicted model, not a curated record